ACAGGUUAAUCAGCAUGGCUAGUCUUCUAUCUCUAAGGGCUGCGUCGCACGCACGCUUCGCACUCAACCGCGCCGCUGCAGUGCCAGCGUUCACACACGUGCACCAACACGUACCCAACCGUGGGUCUAAGACUGAGCUUGUUCCCAGUAAUGCAGCCGAGUACGCACUCACAACUGUGGAUAAGAUUGUAAACUGGGGUCGAAAUGGCUCUCUCUGGCCUAUGACUUUCGGACUGGCCUGCUGCGCUGUAGAAAUGAUGCACAUGGCAGCCCCCCGGUACGAUCAAGAUCGUCUGGGUAUUGUGUUCCGCGGUUCCCCGCGUCAGUCCGAUAUCAUGAUCGUUGCCGGUACCCUCACGAAUAAGAUGGCUCCCGCUCUCCGCAAAGUAUACGAUCAGAUGCCCGAGCCUCGAUGGGUAGUGUCCAUGGGAAGUUGCGCAAACGGAGGUGGAUACUACCACUACUCGUACGCCGUAGUGCGUGGGUGUGAUAGGAUCGUGCCCGUGGAUAUCUACGUGCCUGGCUGCCCCCCUACCGCUGAAGCUCUGAUGUACGGCAUGAUGCAGCUGCAGAAGAAAAUUGGCCGCAGUCGACAGGCCACUUUGUGGUACCGGAAAUAGAGUCGAGGACUGCCGCGAGUCAAUAUGGGAUAUAUAUGCUGUAUAUUUCCACAUAUAUGCAUGUAGAUGUAUGUGUGUGCCUUAGAUCCAAGCUCAGAACAACAGAUUGUGGCCGAUCAUGGGCCAUCAAUUUGGGCCAGCAGUCGUUGGAAUCUCGCCAAGUUAUCUUAUUAUGGUCACGAGUAUUAAAGCCUUGCCUUUUAUAUAUAGG
Messenger RNA from Sphaeroforma arctica JP610, 831 nucleotides. Its product is annotated as NADH dehydrogenase [ubiquinone] iron-sulfur protein 7, mitochondrial. The transcript is spliced from 3 exons. The record is from RefSeq and is a predicted model, not a curated record. Gene Ontology annotation, molecular function: 4 iron, 4 sulfur cluster binding; NADH dehydrogenase (ubiquinone) activity; quinone binding. Lineage: Eukaryota; Ichthyosporea; Ichthyophonida. Bases 15 to 620 code for a protein of 201 amino acids. Gene Ontology annotation, biological process: mitochondrial respiratory chain complex I assembly; aerobic respiration; electron transport coupled proton transport.